AUGAAGUCGUUUACUUGUGUCGCGGCCGUCCUCGGCGCCGCAAGUGCCGUCGCGGCCGUCACCAUAGCCGAAAUCAACGGCAACCGGUUCCUGUCGCCGUUCAAGGACAAGAACGUCACGGGGGUGACGGGCCUGGUGACGGCUGUUGCGUCCAACGGCAUCUACUUGCGCUCGACGGAGCCGGAUGGCGACCCGGCCACGUCCGAGGGCUUGUUCGUCUUUGGCAGCGCCGUUGGGAAGCAGGUCCGGACGGGGGAUGUCAUUACCCUCAACGGACUGGUCCAGGAGUAUCGCUCCAACAACAACUACAUCUACCUCACAGAACUUACCAAGCCUGCCAACGUCGUUGUCAUCUCAUCCGGCAACCAGGUCAAGCCGCUCGUUGUCGGCGUCGACACCCUGCAGCCUCCCAACAAGGAGUAUUCUAGUCUUGACAAGGGCGGCGUCUUUGGCGUCCCUAAUGCCGUCACUACCAUCACCACCUCCAACCCCGUGCUGGACCCUACGGCCUAUGGCUUGGACUUUUGGGAGAGUCUGGUCGGCGAGCUGGUCACCAUCAAGAACGCCCAUCUUGUCAGUCGGCCGAACCAGUAUGGCGACGUGUGGGUGAGAGGGAACUGGACUGUGACGGGAAUCAACGGCCACGGCGGCCUGACUAUGCUCGACCGAGAUGCCAACCCGGAAGCCAUCGUCGUUGGAACCCCCCUCGACGGCUCCAAGAACCCGACCGACACCAAGAUGGGCGACUACAUAGGCGACGUCACGGGCGUCGUCUACAACGCCUUCGGCACAUACCGCGUGCUCCCGCUGACCGCCGUCGAAACCAUCACGCCCUCGUCGCCAGACUACCCUGCCACGUCGCUCACCAGCAGCGCCCACUGCAGCGGCCUCACCGUCGCCGACUACAACGCCGAGAACCUGGCGCCCAACUCGACGCACCUCCCCAGCGUCGUCUCCCAGAUCGUCACCAAGCUGCGCACCCCGGACCUCAUCUUCCUCCAGGAGGUCCAGGACAACUCGGGCCCCGUCGACGACGGCGUCACCUCGGCCAACCUCACCCUGUCGACCCUGACGCAGGGCAUCGAGAAGACCUCGGGCGUCAGGUACGACUUCGUCGAGGUAGCCCCCGUGGACGGCCAAGAUGGCGGCCAGCCGGGCGGCAACAUUCGCUGCGCCUACCUGUACCGCCCAGACACCGUCGAGCUGUACAAGCCCAACCCCGGAGGCAGCAACGACGAGAAUGCCGUAGUCGACGGCCCGUCCAUCAAGUACAACCCCGGCCGCAUCGGACAGUCCGACGCCAACUUCGAGGCCACCCGGAAGCCGCUCGUGGCCAUGUGGAAGCCCGUCAAGCGUCCCGACAAGGUCUUCUUCACCAUCAACGUCCACUUCAGCAGCAAGGGCGGCUCGACCGGCUUGCAUGGUGACCCGCGUCCCCCCGUCAAUAAGGGCGUGGAGAAGAGAACCGGACAAAUGGAACUAACUGCCAACUUCAUCGCCCAGAUCCUCGCCCGAGACCCCAAGGCUCGCAUCAUCACCGCUGGCGACUUCAACGAGUUUACGCAAGUCCAGCCCGUUGCGACGUUUGCCUCCAAGUCCGGCCUGCUUGACGCCGAUGAGGCCGCUGGUCUUGCCGAGGUCGAGCGCUACACGUACCUGUUUGACCAGAACAGCGAGGCCCUGGACCACAUGUACAUCAGCAAGGGGCUGGCCAGGCAUGCCCAGGUCGAGCACCUGCACCUGAACACUUGGCAGAACUAUGAUGGCCAGACGAGUGACCACGACCCGAGCGUGGCCAAGUUGAACUUUUGCGCGUGA
Metarhizium acridum CQMa 102 is the source of this 1818-nucleotide messenger RNA. RefSeq lists its product as uncharacterized. NCBI's taxonomy places the organism in Eukaryota, Fungi, Ascomycota, Sordariomycetes, Hypocreales, Clavicipitaceae. The record is from RefSeq and is a predicted model, not a curated record.